AGGGAAGUGAAGUCACUCAACCAAAACCUUCAUCUAAUCAGCCCGCAAACGAUAAGCAUCUUAACACCGAAGCUAGUACUGGGAAAAAUCGUAAAAAGAAGGGAAAGAAAUCUAAGUCCAAACCUCCAACACAAAAUCCCAGCCAACAAACUGCGGAUGUAG
Paramuricea clavata is the source of this 162-nucleotide messenger RNA. Lineage: Eukaryota; Metazoa; Cnidaria; Anthozoa; Malacalcyonacea; Plexauridae. The record is from the annotation of a GenBank genome assembly.